Meloidogyne enterolobii is the source of this 207-nucleotide messenger RNA. The record is from the annotation of a GenBank genome assembly. Lineage: Eukaryota; Metazoa; Nematoda; Chromadorea; Rhabditida; Meloidogynidae.
AUGAGUCAAUCCAAACCCCAAAAAAAUAUUUUAUUAAUUUUUGGAGGAACUGUUGUAAACGAUGAUUGUAUGUUUGAAGCUGAUGUACUUGUUGAAGGAAAUAAAAUUAUUGCUGUUAAACAAGGGUUGGCUAAGGAAUUUUCUAAACAGAGUAAUAUUGAAGUAAUUGAUGCUAGUGGACGUUUAGUGAUCCCUGGAGGUAAAUGA